AUGAGGCCCCCCCCAAACCCUCCCCGCAGAGGGCGCAGCCCCUGGCAGAGCCUCCUGCUCACAGUCUCACUUGUAACCUUCUGGAACCUGCCCACCACUGCACAACUCACUGUUGAAUCAGUGCCGUUCAAUGCUGCUGAAGGGCAGGAUGUUCUUCUACUUGUCUACAAUCUCUCAGAUAAUAUUAAAUCCUAUUUCUGGUACAAAGGAAAAAGGGUACAUGAUAUCUAUCUGAUUGCAGCAUUUGUAAUAGACACUCAAGUAAAUAUUCCGGGACUUGUAUACAGUGGUCGAGAGACAAUACUCCCCAAUGGAUCUCUGCUGUUCCAGAAUGUCUCCCUGGAGGACACAGGAUACUACACACUACAAACCAUAGAUGCAAAUUUCAGCACUGACCAAGUAUCUGGACAGUUCCGUGUACACCAAGCAAAUGCCCCCGGCCUCCCUGUGGGAACCAUCACCGGCAUCGUGACCGGGGUCCUGGUCGGGGUGUCUCUGAUGGCCGCCCUGGGAUGUUUCCUGCUCCUCACAAGGACUGGAAGGACCAGCGUCCAGCGUGACCUCAGAGAGCUCCGGCCCCCAGCGACCAACCCUGGCCAAGGUCCCUCCAACAGCUCCGCCUCGCUGGUAAGCCCUCUCUCCCCUGCCCAGGACCCUUUACCCGGCCCCAGGGCAGCUGUUCCCAUCUAUGAGGUGAGUGUGGGUGAUUAAUGUUCUGGUCUCACAGGCCCAAGGAGACCCAGGAUCUGCCCCCACCCCACACCUGUAGGGCGCAGCCCCUGGCAGAGCCUCCUGCUCACAGCCUCACUUGUAACUUUCUGGAAUCGACCCACCACUGCCCAGCUCACUAUGGAAUCUGUGCCGUUCAAUGCUGCCAAAGGGAAGGAUGUUCUUCUACUUGUCCACAAUCUGCCAGAGAAUCUUCAAGCCUAUCACUGGUACAAAGGGCAAGGAGUGUCCAGCAACCAACGCAUUGUGUCAUAUGUAACAGGCACUCAAGUAAAUACCCCAGGGCCUGCAAACAGUGGUCGAGAGACAUUAUUCCUCAAUGGAUCUCUGCUGUUCCAGAAUGUCUCCCUGGAGGACACAGGAUACUACACACUACAAAUCAUAGAUGCAAAUUUCAACACUGAUCAAGUAUCUGGACAGUUCCAAGUAUAUCAUGAUCCAGUACAAAGAAGUUCUCCUGGCCUCUCAGCUGGGGCAAUUGCUGGCAUUGUGAUUGGAGUACUGGCCGGGGUGGCUCUGAUAGCAGCCCUGGUGUAUUUUCUGUAUUUCAGGAAGGCUGGAGGGGCAAGCGACCAGAGUGAUCUCACAGAGCACAAACCCUCAGCCUCCAACCACAGUCAGGGCCACUCUGACAACUCCCCUUACAAGAUGGAUGAAGUUGUAUAUUCUUCCUUGAACUUCAAUGCCUGGCAACCAACACAACCAACCUCAGGCUCCUCAUCCCAAACAGCCACAGAAACAGUUUAUUCAGAAGUCAAAAGGAAGUAA
Galeopterus variegatus (Sunda flying lemur) is the source of this 1497-nucleotide messenger RNA. RefSeq lists its product as uncharacterized. The record is from RefSeq and is a predicted model, not a curated record. NCBI's taxonomy places the organism in Eukaryota, Metazoa, Chordata, Mammalia, Dermoptera, Cynocephalidae. Gene Ontology annotation, cellular component: cell surface; plasma membrane. Gene Ontology annotation, molecular function: protein tyrosine kinase binding. Gene Ontology annotation, biological process: signal transduction; regulation of immune system process.